This is a messenger RNA of Xiphophorus maculatus (southern platyfish), 4612 nucleotides long. It is a transcript of the gene zmynd11, whose product is annotated as zinc finger MYND-type containing 11. The record is from RefSeq and is a predicted model, not a curated record. Lineage: Eukaryota; Metazoa; Chordata; Actinopteri; Cyprinodontiformes; Poeciliidae. The transcript has 16 exons. Bases 185 to 2191 code for a protein of 668 amino acids. Gene Ontology annotation, molecular function: transcription corepressor activity; protein binding; DNA binding. Gene Ontology annotation, biological process: regulation of transcription elongation by RNA polymerase II.
CUCCUCUCUGUGUUUACCUCCCAAUCUCAGCGCUGCUGUAACGGUGGCAAACUGGACAAAAAGCACCCUCUUCUGCCCGGUGCGCCAGAAAUACUGAUGUAAGCUGCCUGGUGUUCCAUCCUUCUGGGAUUUUUUUUUGUCCGCUACACCGUGUGUUAGUGCCACUGUCCGUGGCGAAGCUGUGAUGAAUAAGGAGAUCAUGUCCCGUGUGGUGAGGAAGAGGCAGGCGGAUCCUAAGGUGGUCCAGUACGUGUGGGAAGCCAUCGAAGUCAUUCGGAACCAGAAACAAAUCGCAAACAUGGACCGGAUCUCCAAGUACCUGAGCCGGGUGUUCAGCAUGCACCCAAAGGAGACGGCGCGGCAGCUGAGCCUGGCGGUGAAGGACGGGCUGGUGGUGGAGACCCUCACCGUCGGCUGCAAGGGCUCCAAGGCCGGCAUCGAGCAGGAGGGCUACUGGCUGCCUGGAGAUGAGAUGGAGCCGAAAGCCGAGGGCAGCAAGGACUGGGAGGCGGAGAGCCACGACUGGUACUGCUUCGACUGCCACCUACCAGGCGACGUCCUGCCCUGCGACAACUGCUUCCGGGUCUAUCACCUCAAAUGUCUGUCGGAGGAGUGCAAACCCAGAGACGGAGGCUCCCACUGGCAGUGCGUCGUCUGCAGGGGAAGUAAAAAGAAGAACCUGAACAAACAGGAGAUGGGUAAAUACCUGCGCUUCAUCAUCCAGCGGAUGAAAGAGAGGGCGGUGGAUCUGAACAAAAAGGGCAAAGACACUAAACACCCCAUGUACAAACGGCUGAUCCACACCGCGCUGGACGUCUCCAACAUCCACGAGAAUCUGACUGAAGGAAAAUACAAAACCUUCGAGGAGUUCAAAGCUGACGCUCAGAUGAUCGUUCAUAACACUGCCAUCCUGUAUGGAGUUCACAGCGACCAGGCGGAGAUCGCGCGGCUGCUCUUUAGCGACACAUGCCACGAGUUGAAUGAGUUGGUGUUGUGUAAGAACUGUUUCUACCUGUCGAACGCCCGGCCUGAAAACUGGUUCUGUUAUCCCUGUACUCCGAGCCACGACCUGGUCUGGGCCAAGAUGAAGGGCUUCGGCUACUGGCCCGCCAAAGUCCUGCAGAGGGAAGACAACCAGGUGGAUGUGCGCUUCUUUGGCCACCAGCACCAGAGAGCGUGGAUCCCGUCGGAGAACAUCCAGGACAUCAAGGUGAGCGUCCAGCAGCUGCAGGUGAAGCGCAGCAACGGCUGGAAGAAGGCGUGCGAGGAGCUAGAGGUGUACCAGCGCUUCCUGAGGGAGGGCCGCUUCUGGAAGACAAAGAUGGAGGACAGCCCUGCGCCGCACCAGCAGAACCAGAACCAGCGGAAGCAGCAGCAGGACGAGGAGGAAGACGAAGAUGAGGUAGAGGAGGUAGAGGAGGAAGAAGAGGGCGAAGAGGAGGCGGCCAGCAGGAGGACGCAGAGACCGGAGCGGACGGACGAAGCCGAGUCCAGCAUCUCGUCCACCAGCAACGAGCAGAUCCGCCACUUGAAAAGCAGCCAGGAGCCCAAAGCGAAGAAAAGCCGCAGGACUCUAAUUGUUGAACCCAAAGAGGAAGCCAGCGAGCCGGAGCCGGAGAUGGAGGCGGUGAGCUCCAGCCAGGAGAUCCCGGUGUUGUCGGCGCCGCCGCCGCCAGAGAAGCUGUCGGUGUCGACGCAGACCAAGAAGGCGAGCGGCGGCUCGCCACGCAUGCUGCACCGCGGCACGCAGACCAACAGCGAGGGGCCCUGCCACAACAUGUGCCACGAGAAAUACAGCAAGGUGUUCGGCGAGGUCAAGGAGAUGAUGAAGGCCGACAACAAGAGGGAGACGGAGCGCGUCGUCAGGGAGGCGCUGGAGAAGCUUCGGGCCGAGAUGGAGGAGGAGAAACGUCAGGCGGUGAGCAAGGCCGUGGCCGGAGUCCAGGCGGAGAUGGAGAGGAAGUGCAAACAGGUGAAGGAGAAGUGCAAAGAGGAGCUGGUGGAGGAGGUGAAGAAGCUGGUGGCCCAACACAAGCAGCUCAUCUCCCAGACCAAGAAGAAGCAGUGGUGCUAUAACUGUGAAGAGGAGGCCAUGUACCACUGCUGCUGGAACACCUCCUACUGCUCCAUCAAGUGUCAGCAGGAGCACUGGCACGCAGACCACAAACGAACCUGCCGCAGGAAGAGAUGAACAAGCCCCGCCCCUCCUCGCACCUCAUUGGCUCCCACCCUCAGUCAGUGAACAACACACACACAUGCCCACACACACACACACACACACACACACACACACACACACACACACACACACACACACACACACACACACACACACACACACACACACACACACAGCGUUUCUCCCUGGGAACUGGUUGGACCGGAUGUUUCUGCUGCGUGGCGAAUGACUUGCUCCCGUUUUAUUUAAUGUAGCCAUCGUUUUCUCUUCUUUUCUCCUGAAUUGUGAAGUUUGCUCCACUGCAGAGAUUUUUAUGUUUUGUUGUUUUUUUUGUAUGUUUUCUUUAAUGAAACACUGAUGUUGCGUCUAUUUAAGUGAGCAUUAAUAGAAAACAUUUUAUGACCUGGAUUUAUAAAGAAAAUUGUUUUUUUUUUCCUUACUGAAUGAACUCUGCUUUCAUCUGUAGCAACCUGAACUGUCAGUGGUUCGGCUUACAGACUUUAAAGUCAUGUUAGGUCUUUUUUUUGUUUUCUAUAAAUCUAUGGCGGUGGAUGCACCUUUUUUAUCAUGUCUACCUAAAAUUUUAUUGUCCUCAAUCAUUCAUUGGGAACAGGGUUAAAAUGUCAACUUUUAAAGCCAGUUGACAAGUAAAUCUUCCACUUACUGUAGAUUAAUAUUAUCAUAAAUGGUAUAAAUAAUGCACCAGUUUGGCUUCUCUGCUGACUAGACUCUUUCUAUGAGUCUGAAGAUAAAGAAAAGGUUUAAAAGUUGCUCUAAAUUUGGAGAAUUUUAUAAAAGUCGACUAAUUCGUUUGUGAGUUUAACAAUCUAAAAUUGCCCGAUUAAUCCCCCUCUGCCCGGUUUGUUGAACCUACCUGAGAAGAUCGGACACGUUGCCUGGACGAUCAAAUGUAUAUUUUUGCGAACGUCAUCUGUGUCAUUUUUCUCGUGGUGUGCGCUAGUUAAAGACUUUCUCGCUGCGUUCUGCUGUUGUUGGUGCCUGUUUUCCUUUCUGCCAGUGAGGCCAACAUGCAUGUCAAUAGCUUCACCCUCUUUUUUUUUUUUUUUGUGGAAACAAGAAGAAAAAUGAGGAGAGACGGACCGUUACGAAACUUUAUGCAAACAUGAGCGUUCAACAUUUAUCCCCUGCCUGAAUUGGAUGUGCUGGUAUUUUAAUACGGAAAAGAGGCAAUGAAAUUGCCAAACUCUGAUCCUUUUUUUCUUAUUUUAACUGAUGAUCAAGAGAAAAAAAUCUACCUAUUUAAUUUUUCCUGUUGCCUUUUUCCUCACAGAUUAUUUAGGUUUUCAUCAAAUUUUAUUUUAUUUUUAUAUUUUUGGAAAAGACAAUGAAACGUUUUGCAUCGUGGACGGAAAGUUCUUCAGUUUCAGUUCCUGUUUGUUUUUCUGACUAUGUUCUCAUUGAAUGUUAAUUAAAUGCGCAGAAACAAUAUUGUUGAUGUUGUUUUCGGCAUGGAAAAAUAAUGCAAGAGCCACAGCUGGUUAAAAUUCAAAUAAAAUUUUGGAUUUUAUGUUCUCAGAAUAUUUGGCCAGAGUUCUCCUCAGGCUUUCAGAAAGUCCGACGACCCGCAGACUCGUCUUUCAUCGUUGCACUACGUGUAAAUACGUCAGUAAAUCCCACUUUAAAUCCACAUUUCAUUUCAGAGAUCUUCCAUGACUGUUAGUUCUAGUUUUGUACAAUGUACAACGUUUGUCAUAUCAGCCAUAGUGACGUUUAUCUUGUUGCACCUUCAUCAAGUCAAAAUAUUUCAGCUUUUUUUUUAUUUUUUAUUUUAAGUUGAAUAAACGAGCCUGUCCUUCCAGACUCUCACCGUUUGCUGAUGACAACAUUUUGUUACACAUUAUACAACCUAAUUUCUCCUCUGGUUUUUUUUAUAUUCGUCCAUGCAGCUGUAACUUUUUUUUAUUUUUUAUUUCUUUUCAUAUGUGUUUGUAACCUUUUUGAUGUCAUUUCAUUUUUUUUUUAUUAUUAUUGCAUGAAAUCAAGUAUGUGACUCCACUUCAGAUCUGUUUUUAUUCCGUUUUUUUUCCUCCCCGGAUGUAAAGAGAAAAUGUUUUUGCACUCAUCUGAGAAAUGCAGUACGUGGAUUUUUAUUUCCCAGGAAGGUUUCGAGCUAGAAGAAGUGAGUCGUUUAAUCCAGACUUUACCUGCUCUUAUUCCAGGGUAUUUCUGUAAAUAUUACUGUGUGAUUGCAUUAAUUCUCCUUGUACUCAAAGUACAAACACCAGGAAUAAAGUCAGUGUGACGUCUCCUUUGUUUUCGCUUCUCAUAGAACAUGCUCUUCUGUUCUGUUCACAUGUAAACUAUCAUUAAUCACGGCAACGUUUUUUUAUGCUCCCAACACUUUAGCUAGCAAUAUGUAUAUAAAUAUAUUCUAUGUGCUAACAUGGGGGAAAUAAAUGUAUCAAUAAGUCA